Messenger RNA from Tarenaya hassleriana, 1758 nucleotides. RefSeq lists its product as uncharacterized. The record is from RefSeq and is a predicted model, not a curated record. Gene Ontology annotation, molecular function: RNA binding. NCBI's taxonomy places the organism in Eukaryota, Viridiplantae, Streptophyta, Magnoliopsida, Brassicales, Cleomaceae. The coding region runs from base 90 to 1658 and encodes 522 amino acids. The transcript is spliced from 5 exons.
CUUCGAUUGGGCUCACAAUCGAAAACGAGCUCUCUUUGUUUGCGCUUCUUCAGAGAGACGAAGGUGGAGAAGAGGAUAAAGAGUCAAGCAUGAGUGGGAUUUCUCUCUGCAAUUCCAUUUCGAUCCGUUCCUGCUCUUCUCAUCCUCUUUCUUGCUCUCAGAAAUUGCGCUUUUUCGCAUCUGUAUGCUCCGCGACCUCUACGUGUACCUCCCUUGUCCCUCGUUCCCGACAGACCCUUUUGAAGGCUCAAGCACUUGUCGAGAAAAGGGAUGAUGGGUUUCGAUCUUUCGUCGUAAAGAACCGGAGAGAUGGGCGCGGCGGUCUGAUGGAGUCGAAUGGCUUCGGCGAGGUUGUAGAAGGUGGCGAAGAUGAGGAGGAGGACGAGGAUUGGGAUAGUUACGAUGUUGCCGGGGACGGAGAAGACGAUGAAGGGGUGCUUCUGCCAUUGGAGAAGAUGAAGAAGUGGUUGGAGAGCAAGCCUCGCGGAUUUGGAGAAGGGAAAGUGUAUGAUACUUCCGUUGAAGAUAAGCUGCUCGACGAAAUUGAGCAAAGCUGGAAGGCUCAAGCUGCUAAUAUCAACAAGCUCAAGAACGAGCCUAUAAAGGCACAGCCUAAGCGCGGCAACAAGAACACCAAAGAAGGAGAUGAGGAUGUUGAAACUGGGAUUCGCGUGUGUGUGUCCAAUCUUCCAAAGAAGAAGAACGUUCACAAAGAUCUUAAGUCUGCUUUCAAAGGGGUUUCUGGUAUCUUAGACAUAAUCCCAUCUGUAUCUGGAAAUAAGAAGACUAGAGAUCCUGUCUGCAAGGGGUUUGCCUUUGUCGAUUUCAGAACUGAUACUGAUGCUGUCAGGUUUGUCGAUCUUUUCUCCGGACAGAGAAUAUUGUUUGGCAAGGUUCAGAAGCAAAUAAAAUGUACGGUUUUGAAUUCUUCUUCAAGCACAUCAGGCUCUGAUCAAGAAUCCUCAGAAGAUGAGCAAGAACUUCCGGACACCGACUUGGAAGAAGCAGUAUCAAAUUCUGAUUUUGUAGUGGAAGAUGCAUUCUUGGAUACAACACAGGUUGAAUCUGAUGAGUCUGGUUAUUCGACCAGGGAUCUAGAAGACACAAAAACUGAAGAUGCUAGACAGAAUCUUGUCUAUAGCAGCCGAGCAACUCCUAAAGAACCGAGGCAUGAUCCGGAGAUUCACUUGAAGUCCCCAGAACAAACGGAUGAGAUCCCAGCUAGGGAAAAUGGGAUUAUGAACAUGAUGACCUCCAGCAAGAUCUCAUUCCAAACCGUAGCAGAGGCAAAGCUGGAUGAUCAGCUUGAUGUGGAAGAUAUGGAAGAGAAUCCCGAAGCUGCAGGACAACCGAAAAGUUUACCAGAUUCUUCUUCAGAAGAAGGACUAACCAGAAUCAGGCAGUUGGAGCGGAAGCUUCUCUCCAAAGGAAAACUGUGGAACGGAGCCGACUCUGAUGAGACAGAAGAACAUAAACAAGAUAAAGAUGGAAAAAAGAAGAGGGCUAAAAAGAAGGUUCUUGCUAAAGGGCAAGCGAAGAAGGUCAAGAAGUUGGAAAUUCCGGGAUCUUCAAAGAGGUUAAGGGUGAAGGAGAAGGCUGUCCUGACAGGCGUUCUAUCCAAGUAUGCCGCCAAAGCUUCAACCUCCAAUGGCGAAUGAUAUAUGAUCCAACAUCCCACAUGAAAACCAAAAUCUUUUUCUUUGUAGUACGUUUUCUCCUUUGAAUAUAUUUCUAUCUUUUUUCUGGUGAUGUAAUGUA